CCUGCAUCCAUCCCUCAUUACAUCACACUUGUACACUAGUCAAACUCUUAGCAUUACACGCUGGCCCGUGCAUAAACUCCAUUCAUCACCGCUUUACGUUACUCAACCAUGAAGACAACCAUCAUCUCUAUCGCUUCUCUCCUUGCCCUUGCAUCGAGCGUCGCGGCCCAUGCAUCGCUCAAGUACCCGUGCCCUCGCUACUCGCCCUUUGGCGAGGGUUGCCCUGCUGUUCCAUCCGGCCAGUCGGUCGAUAGCAGCAUCAACGCGCCAAUCAGCUCGAUGACGCUGGGAGAAAAGCAGCCAUUCUGCAAGUACACAACACCGUUUUCCAAGCCGUCGGCGACCUGGACUGCUGGCCAGUCGGUGACCGUAAAGUUCCACGAUAACAUUGCUGCGCACUCGGGCGGCCACGGCCAGUUCUCGAUCUCCUAUGAUAACGGAAAGACAUUUGCUGUCAUCCACGAGGUUCUGCGGUACAUGUUUGUCGGAUCGAAGCCCUCUGGCCUGACGAACACCGCAUCGGUUAUGAGCUACACAUUCAAGCUGCCGGCUAGCUUGCCAAGCUCCGACAAGGCGGUGUUUGCCUGGACGUGGGCCAACGCAUCAGGGAACCGGGAGUUCUACAUGAACUGCGCCGAUAUUGCAAUCAAGGGCGGAAAAUCCAAGUCGUACACUGGAAAGAAGAUGACCGUUGUCAAUUAUCCUGGAUACCCUGCUAUGGCGGAGUUCAAUGGCAACUACGACACUGGCAUUGAGCUGUACAAGAACGCUCCCAAGAUUACCAUUUCCCCGAAGGGCUCAGGCAAGAGCCAAAGGGGUGUCAGAUCUGACACUCCUGAGAGCGACGAUUUGCCUGCAAACGAUGGCUCGGCUGUUGACAAGAGCGAUUCUACCAACAGUGACGACGACACGACUAGCUCCAGCAAGAAUCAAAAGGGUGGCAAGUCUAAGCUUCCUGACAGCGACGAUUCGCCUGCAAACGAUGACUCCGCGGCUGAUGAGUCCAGCUCUUCCAAUGGUGGCGAUGAUACAACUGGCAAGAACGAUACUGCUGCCGAGGGAAAUGAUGCUGCUGGUGCUGAUGAGCCUGCAAACGAUGGCUCUUCUGCUGCUGAUUCCGAUACCAUGGGUACUACUGGUACGGAGGGAAGCACAGGUGAUGAAAUCGGAGAGAAUGCCGACACCGGCGACAGCACUGCAGCCAAUGCCAGCGAUGACACGGCCGCUGACAACAGCAUCCCCGACAGCAAUGGUACAGCUAAGGAUGGUGAUGACGAGAUUCCGCAGAGCUCCGCGCCGUCCAUCCCUGAUGCUGCUGAGACCGGCACUGCCGAUUCUGGGUCAUGCACCCACGGCGCAAUGGAGUGCACUUCUGGGAACUCUGGCUACAAGGUUUGCCUGUACGGAAAGUGGAAUGCGGAAGUGCCUUGCGCUGCUGGAACAAAGUGCAAGAGCUCUGGUGGCAGCGUCACCUGCGGGUGGGCUUAGGGAUCGGCAAAGCGCAGCGAGCAUAUAUACACCAUUAGAUGAAUAUUACUAUGAAUAC
Linderina pennispora is the source of this 1546-nucleotide messenger RNA. RefSeq lists its product as uncharacterized. The transcript has a single exon. The coding region runs from base 109 to 1488 and encodes 459 amino acids. The record is from RefSeq and is a predicted model, not a curated record. Lineage: Eukaryota; Fungi; Kickxellomycota; Kickxellomycetes; Kickxellales; Kickxellaceae.